CCCCUGUCGGGACACCCUGCUGCUGACACUUCGGACCUGGUACGACUUGGGGUCUCUCUGUCCCCAGACCUCUUGAGUCCCUCGGUAGCUGAAAGCCUCCGGCCCGGCGCGCGGCAGACCCUUGGUCUGAGCCCCUGGACCGGGACUGCCCCCCCACCCCUCCGAGCCGGCACUUCCUCCCAGCACCCCUUCCCGGAGGCAGCUCUGAGGCCAAGACCGCCACCCCUAGCCUAAUCUACUAUCUGGAUGCUCUCCGGGCUGGGGCCGUGAAGCACCGAGGAGGAUCAGGAACACGGUGUCCGGCCCUGCCUGGGGUGUUUCUUCAAUGGAGAAGUUGGUGAAUGUGGAGGAGGCUGAAAGGAGAGAGAGGAGCUGCAGCUGAGGAGACAGGUUUGAGCUGGCUGGAGGGCACUCGCAAGCAGAAGGGGUCUGGCCACCCACCAGAGGAGCAAUAAGCAGAGUGCUUUGGACCAGCAUCUUCUCUAAAGGUGAAGAAGACUACUCCUCUGAGGCCGGGACGAACUGGGAACCCCUCCCACCAUGCUGCAUGCAAGCCAUGGUUGUUAGACACCCUAUUUACGGAGAGAAGAGACGUUCUUCUGUAAGGCUACCGCCUGUGACCUAAUGUCUGGUUGGUGAAAAGCAGACUCUGCUAGGAUGUUACACCACCACUGCCGGAGGAACCCUGAGCUCCAGGAAGAAUUGCAGAUUCAGGCUGCAGUGGCGGCCGGGGAUGUUCACACCGUACGAAAGAUGUUGGAACAAGGCUAUUCCCCAAAUGGCCGAGAUGCCAAUGGCUGGACCUUGCUCCAUUUCUCUGCAGCAAGAGGAAAGGAGAGGUGUGUCCGAGUGUUUCUGGAACACGGAGCUGACCCCACGGUUAAGGAUUUAAUCGGAGGCUUCACUGCUCUGCAUUACGCGGCCAUGCAUGGCCGGGCCCGGAUCGCACGCCUGAUGCUAGAGUCUGAAUACAGGAGUGACAUUAUUAAUGCAAAAAGCAAUGAUGGCUGGACUCCCCUCCAUGUGGCUGCCCACUACGGUAGGGACUCGUUUGUCCGGCUCCUCCUGGAGUUCAAGGCUGAGGUCGACCCGCUCAGUGAUAAAGGUACAACGCCACUUCAGCUUGCCAUCAUCCGAGAGAGGUCCAGUUGUGUGAAGAUCCUUCUGGACCACAAUGCCAACAUCGACAUCCAGAACGGAUUCCUGCUGCGCUACGCUGUGAUCAAAAGUAAUCACUCUUACUGCCGCAUGUUUCUCCAGAGAGGAGCAGACACAAACUUGGGGCGCCUAGAAGACGGACAGACUCCUUUGCACUUGUCUGCCCUCCGUGAUGAUGUGCUCUGUGCACGGAUGCUGUAUAACUAUGGAGCGGACACGAACACAAGGAACUAUGAAGGUCAGACCCCACUGGCCGUUUCCAUAAGUAUUUCAGGAAGUAGUCGGCCGUGUUUGGAUUUCUUACAAGACGUCACAAGACAGCCCAGAACCCUGCAGGACCUGUGCCGAAUUAAAAUUCGACAGUGUAUAGGCCUUCAAAACCUGAAGCUGCUUGAUGAACUGCCAAUUGCCAAGGUUAUGAAAGACUACUUAAAACACAAAUUUGAUGAUAUCUGAUAUACCUGGACUGUGAACAAGAUUAAGAGUUAUUCCAGAUACUUAAAAGGCUUCAGGCCUUGCACAAAGUAUAUCCUAUGCAAUUUCUGAUUUGCGGUCAAGUCAGAAAGCAGGUAUACACUUUUAGGUUUUUUGUU
Molecule: messenger RNA, 1751 nt
Organism: Arvicanthis niloticus (Nile rat)
Lineage: Eukaryota; Metazoa; Chordata; Mammalia; Rodentia; Muridae
Gene: Asb7
Product: ankyrin repeat and SOCS box containing 7
Biological process (GO): intracellular signal transduction
Molecular function (GO): protein binding
Source: RefSeq, a predicted model, not a curated record